AUGCAAAACACACGUGUUCCUCUUAGCGCAGAUGAGUUGAAUGGCCUUUUCCAAUUUCCGCUCGAUGAAGAACUCGGCGAUGGUGAUGGAAACGAAAGAAUAGCACAAUACCAACACGUUAUUAAUGCGCAGUUCGUAGAUGCCGAUGUGCUUGCACUAAUGCAUCCAAGCCAUUGCCUUCAAUGCAUAGCUCCCUUCCCAAUCCCCCCACUUAACAGUUCACAUACAGUGCUGUAUUUAUGCACUAAUUUAUCAGCUCCCGCCUCAAAUGCGCAAUUACCUACCCCACCUCCCCGAAUCAUCAAUGAACGAAACUGUGGCAGCUUAAACCACUGUACGACAACUACGUGGUUACUACAGCUGACAAUGAUGAUGUGCUGA
Molecule: messenger RNA, 381 nt
Organism: Opisthorchis viverrini
Lineage: Eukaryota; Metazoa; Platyhelminthes; Trematoda; Opisthorchiida; Opisthorchiidae
Exons: 2
Coding region: 1-381 (126 amino acids)
Source: RefSeq, a predicted model, not a curated record